GGUUUUAACCUUGUUCGUUUUGUUUUGAUGCUUCAAUCCGCUGAUGAAUAAAAAUUAAACUCCAGCCGUGUUCUUAAGGAUAUAAUUAUGAAAGAUAAGCUGAAGACACAAAUGAAGGACGAUAUAUCAUACCUUAGUGACUCUGGUGAAGAUGAUGAAACCAGUUCAGUUGGAAGCACAUCAAACACCGACAAUACUUCCAGAAGUGCCACACCAACCAACAGGCUCCGAAAAGGCAAAAAGGGCAAGAAGAAAUUGUCACUCAACAAACCAACUAAGUCAAUAUACAAAUACACGUGUUUUAUUAAAGAAGAUCAUGGUCAGCCCCUGUUUGGUGCACAAUUCAAUCAUCAUUUGAAAGAAGGCCAACCAUUAAUAUUUGCUGCAGUUGGCUGCAACAGAGUUUCAAUUUAUGAGUGUCCUGAAGGAAGUGGAAUCAAACUACUACAGUGUUAUGCAGACCCAGAUCUGGAUGAAAACUUUUACACAUGUGCAUGGUCCUAUGAAGAAGAAACAGGAAAACCUCUCCUGGCAGUGGCAGGAGCAAGAGGUAUAGUAAGAAUAUUAAAUCCAGCCACAAUGAUCUGCAUUAGGCACUACAUUGGUCAUGGUCAUGCCAUCAAUGAACUCAAGUUCCACCCAAAAGACCCCAAUUUAUUACUGUCUGUGUCCAAGGACCAUGCCCUAAGACUGUGGAAUAUAAAGACUGAUGUUUGUAUCGCCAUUUUCGGCGGAGUGGAAGGCCAUCGUGAUGAAGUACUAAGCGCCGACUUUGAUCUGUUGGGAAAUCGAAUAAUCUCAUGCGGAAUGGAUCACUCACUGAAACUCUGGCGACUGGAUAAAGACUGCAUGCAUGCUGCCAUUAAACAUUCAUAUCACUGGACACCAAAUCGCAACGCACGCCCCUUCGACUCGCUGAAGGAACAUUUUCCUGACUUCUCAACGCGUGAUAUCCACCGUAACUAUGUCGACUGCGUGUGGUGGUUCGGCGACUUUAUCCUGAGCAAAUCAUGUGAGAAUCGUAUCGUGUGUUGGAAACCUGGUCGAUUAGAGGAUGAAACACUCCGACCGGGCGAUACUACUUCAACUGUUAUCCAUUGCUUUGAAUUCAAAGAGUGUGAAAUUUGGUUUAUACGCUUUGCGAUGGAUUUCUGGCGGAAGAUUCUUGCGUUAGGCAACCAGUCGGGCAAAGUCUUCGUGUGGGAUUUGGAUGUUUCAGACCCAAGCCUCGCUAAGUGUUACACUCUUCAGCAUCCACGAUGUGUCACAGCUAUCCGCCAGACAAGUUUAAGCCGUGAUGCAUCUGUACUUUUAUGCGUUUGCGAUGACGGCACGAUUUGGCGAUGGGAUAAAAUCGCUUGAAUCUUAAUCUACUCCACAACAUUCCGUUUACUUUUAUUAAGUAAGUCUAUAAUUAACUAAUACAUUUAAUUGAGUUACGUCGCGGUGUCUUUCUUGCCUUCGGGAAGCUGCGGGCGUGGAAUCUUUUUUCGCGUUGUUCGGGGCAGGCUUGGACCGGCGAAUGUCGCCUUGGUUUUGUUAUCUGGUAUAUACACUUCGAAUGCUCUUACAUAUUUUAAAAUUUUUGCUACAAAUAAAGACAGAAUCUCAUAUCAGACAAA
Messenger RNA from Dalotia coriaria, 1622 nucleotides. RefSeq names its product embryonic ectoderm development protein escl (gene escl). The transcript has 5 exons. Gene Ontology annotation, biological process: negative regulation of transcription by RNA polymerase II; heterochromatin formation. Gene Ontology annotation, molecular function: protein binding; nucleosome binding. The record is from RefSeq and is a predicted model, not a curated record. Gene Ontology annotation, cellular component: ESC/E(Z) complex. Lineage: Eukaryota; Metazoa; Arthropoda; Insecta; Coleoptera; Staphylinidae. The coding region runs from base 88 to 1362 and encodes 424 amino acids.